Neurospora tetrasperma FGSC 2508 is the source of this 942-nucleotide messenger RNA. RefSeq lists its product as uncharacterized. The transcript has 2 exons. NCBI's taxonomy places the organism in Eukaryota, Fungi, Ascomycota, Sordariomycetes, Sordariales, Sordariaceae. Gene Ontology annotation, cellular component: nucleus; cytoplasm. The record is from RefSeq and is a predicted model, not a curated record. The coding region runs from base 1 to 942 and encodes 313 amino acids.
AUGGGUUCCGUAAUGCAGGAAGAAAAGCCUAAGAUGACCCGGGUCUUAGCCCUCCACGGCUACGGCACCAGCGGUGAAAUCUUUCGAUCACAGACAGCCGCAUUCCGCUUCAAACUCCCCAAAGAAACGUAUACCUUCACCUUCCCCAACGCACCCCUGCCUUCGGCCCCGACCGUCGGCGUCGACAGCAUUUGGAACCAGGUCCCCAAAUUCUACGGCUGGUGGCCGGUCUCAUCCUCCAACAUCUCUGAGAUCCGGACCUCGCACGACCAUCUGGAAGAACUUCUUUCUUCCGAAGAAGGUCCCUUCGACCUCGUCAUGGGUUUCUCCCAGGGCUGCACCUUGCUCAUGUCCUACAUCCUCUACCGGUACCAGGAACACAUGCUGACCCGACCAUCAGCUGGUGAGAAAUUCGAGUUGCCGUUCAAGGGCGCCAUGUUCAUCUGCGGCGGCCCUAGCCUCCAUGUCCUGCAAGACCUGGGAGUGGAUGUGACGGAAAAGGCGUGGAAGGUGCAUAAUGCCACUGCUGCCUUGCUUCACAAGCGUACGGAGCAAUUGAAGUUCAAGGCGGAUAAUCCUGAUACGAUCAAACGCGGGGAGGGGCUGUGGGAUGAGGUCGGGGACUUGAUGCAUGAUCCGACUUCUAAGAAGGAGUUAGAUCCGGAAGAUGUGUUUGGGUUGGAUUUUACCGACGAAAGAAUGCGGAUGGCGGUGGGGGAUCUGGGAGAGAUCGUGCCGACUGUGCAUGUGUAUGGCGGGAAGGAUCCUAGGUGGCCGGCCAGUGUCCAGCUGGCGCAGAUGUUUGAGGGCGGGAUGAACGAGAGGUUUGAUCAUGGGGGCGGACAUGAGUUGCCGAGGACGACGGAGUGUUCGAUGAGGAUGGCGGAAUUGAUGGAGAAGUUGAGGAGGAAGGUUGAUGGUUUGGAGAGGGAGGAGCAGUAG